UUGCAGCGCUAAGUGUAAAAGAAUACGUCACAUAGCAACAUGGAAAGCGCAUCAGAAGGGCAGAGCUUUGUGGAUGGGAGACUCCAAUGGAUAAAGGAUAAGAUGGGACGCAAGGACAGUCCUAGUAACGCAGGGACAAGCGGAGAAAUUCGUUUCGGUCCGCAAGAAGAAAGAAACUCACCAGUCCAUUACGACACAGAUACCUUCAACCUGAAAUAUUUUUUGAGUGCUAAAGGAGAUCACAUGUCAUGGGAGAAUAUAAAGAAAGUAGUUACAGUUAAUGCUCUCUGCGACGCGGAAGACCCCAUCAAAAACGCAUUUAAGGUUCAUGCAAAACUACUUCAUCUGGCUGAAACAACCACAGAGAACACAAAAUCCUUGGAGAACCUAGCUGAUAAUGUCCAGGACUUUGCAUUCGAUUUCUUGGACCAAGUAGAGAGGAAAGAAGACAUGCGCAUCAAUGAUGAAGAUAUGGAUCGAUAUGGUUCUCUGUUCAGUGACAUGACGGAUAAGGCAAUUGCUGAACAACAGAAAAAAUUCUUAUCACAUCCAUUUGUGUUCAAAAGAGUAGAAAAACGAUGGAAAUAUGGCUUAUCGGAGGAUUUCCAAUUUGGAAAGCUGCACCGCUGUGUUCUAUUAUUGAUCAUGAUGCUGGAUACAAUUUUGACGCCCCUAUUGCUUCCCUUAAUCGCAUGUGCAUUCCUACAGAACCAGCCACAAAAAGCAGAAGGAGAGAAAUCGAAAUCGCUUUGCACAAGGAUCUUAGAAACUUAUCGAUGGUACUCGGAUACUCCCUGCGUCAUUUUCGUUAAGACACAGUUUAUGCAACUGAUUUUCAUUGUGCUGCAUUUCUGGAUAUCCAUAAAUGGUUCGUCUGUUGCUCCGACCAUUGAGGAGGCCUUGGUGUUGUUCUUCUUCGUUGGAUUUGUUGUCAGUGAGAUCCAUCAGUAUAAAACAUCGGCGGAAAAAGUUUACUUCAGAGACAUGUGGAACUACUUAGAUAUGGGGAUCGUUUUUAUCUAUGUGGUCAUUCUCGUUUGCCGAAUAGCAACUUUCAUUAUCGGUGGCGAUGCCUUUCACAAUCGCUGGUUAGAAAUCGCCAAUUACUCCUAUGGGUUCAACACGCUGUUCCUUACUUUACGAUUUUCCAGUAUCUUAGAGCUCAGUUCAGUUGUCGGUCCACUUCAGCUGGCGUUGUUUCAAAUGUUAAGAGACUUGCUGAUUAUACUCAUUCAGUUUGCUUUCGUGAUUGUGGCGUUUUCAAUGGCCAUCACGAAGUGUUACACCGCUGAAAAGUCGUACAUGAUUCCACAGGACAGCAAAUCAAAUUAUACAGAGUAUUGUGUUCCAGGAAAUUUCAACUGUUUCUUAAAGUCUGCAAUACAUCUUGUCUGGUCUGUUUUUGGAAUGACCCAUUUCGAGGAGAUGGAAUCUCAAACUAGUACGACUACGAUCAUCGUUGUUCUCCUGUUCUUGUGUUUUUUGGUGCUAUCAGUCAUCAUGUUGGUUAAUAUCCUAGUAGCCUUAUUGACAGCGACAUAUGAUAAGUACAAGAACGGCUGGGAAAUAGAAUGGAAAUUCUCACGCUCUGUUAUGGAGGAGCAGUAUAGACGAAUGCACGUGGUUGUUGUACCAUUCAACAUACUUACUUUGCCAAUAGUGUACUUGUAUUGGGGACUUCACGAAGAUACCGGAGAGGAGAGAAAGAAAAGGAGGAAAAAGGAGUACAAAGAUUUCUUGAAGAGCGUGUUCUUUCCUAUAAUAAAAAACCGCUAUAAAGAGAAAUAUAAAGGAUCGUUUCCUUCAACAGUCGAUAGUAAACUGGAUACCUUGGAAGAAAACCUGAAUAGAGUGAAAAGAGAACUUGAAAUACAAGAGGAAAAAGAACAAGGGAGUCAAGAGCCAAAUCGGGUCGUCUCCGUGAAAAGCAGACUGGAGAGAAUGGAAGAAAAGCUGAACAUACUUAUCGAAAGGCUGGGGCAAACCAAAGAACAGGCAAAGAGAGAAACGAAGAAUGACAACAUCAGAACCCCUCACAUGCAAAACUCUAUAGAGGACAAUGGCCAGGAUUGUCAUUUGUGAAUCAAUCGACAUUUCUGAUGACUAUUUCCUACUCAGCAAUUUCCUACCACUAGACCUAUAACUUUAACCUUAAUACUAACUCCUAAUUAGUUACAUUAAACAAGUCAAUUCAAUCAAUUUGAGGACAGCUUAAAACAAAAUGCAAGAUUUCUUAAAAUAAGCCGCCUUAAUUAUUAACCUAGUUAAAAAAAUCAGUUUCAAAGACUUAUCACAGAAGAAUCA
Molecule: messenger RNA, 2304 nt
Organism: Pocillopora verrucosa
Lineage: Eukaryota; Metazoa; Cnidaria; Anthozoa; Scleractinia; Pocilloporidae
Product: short transient receptor potential channel 5
Biological process (GO): calcium ion transmembrane transport; regulation of cytosolic calcium ion concentration
Cellular component (GO): plasma membrane; cation channel complex
Molecular function (GO): store-operated calcium channel activity; inositol 1,4,5 trisphosphate binding
Source: RefSeq, a predicted model, not a curated record